GUAUGUUGUCGUGUUCCAUGUCUUUGUUGGUAAUAACACCGUGCAAUUGUCUUGACUUAUAAGCAACAGUAGAAAAGCAUUUGCUUAGUAUAGGCAUGAAAUGAUGAUUAUAAACAACACUGUGAGAUUGGAGUGGUAUGGCACUAAGAGGAAAAUGGGUUUUGUUUCCACUCUAUUGCUUUUGCCUGAUUCCGAUAUGCUUCUCGGCGGCGAAGGAAGGAAAGCCGCCACAACAGCAGAAGUUGCGGUUCGGAAAAAACGGAGAGUUCAAGAUCUUGCAGAUUGCUGACUUGCACUAUGCUAAUGGGAAGACUACCCACUGCUUGGAUGUGUUGCGUUCUCAGUAUGCUUCUUGCUCUGACCUCAACACCACCGCCUUCAUCCAAAGGAUCAUCCUUGCUGAGAAACCCAACCUAAUUGUCUUCACUGGGGAUAAUAUAUUUGGACAUGAUGCCUCGGAUCCGGCUAAAUCGAUGGACGAGGCAUUUGCCCCUGCAAUCGCUUCAAACAUUCCUUGGGUAGCUGUUUUGGGCAACCAUGACCAGGAAGGAUCCCUCUCUAGGAAAGGGGUGAUGAAAUAUAUUGCUGGGAUGAAAAACACUUUAUCUAUUGUCAAUCCUCCGGACAUACACAUAAUUGAUGGUUUUGGGAACUAUAACUUAGAGGUUGGAGGAGUUAAAGGUACUGAUUUUGAAAAUAAAUCAGUGCUCAAUCUCUACUUUCUCGACAGUGGAGAUUACUCCAAGGUUCCUUUCAUUCCUGGCUACGGCUGGAUCAAACCCUCUCAGCAACUUUGGUUCCAACUGACAUCGAAAAAGCUUAGGAAAGCAUACAUGAAUGGACCAGUGCCUCAGAAAGAACCUGCACCUGGUCUUGCGUACUUUCACAUUCCAUUACCUGAAUAUGCUAAAUUUGAUUCAUCAAACUUCACAGGUGUGAAACAAGAAGGCAUAAGUUCUGCUUCUGUGAAUUCUGGCUUCUUCACAACAUUGGUUAAAUCUGGAGAUGUGAAGGCAGUUUUCACUGGCCAUGAUCAUGUCAAUGACUUCUGUGGCAAGUUAACAGGUAUAAAUCUUUGCUAUGCUGGAGGAUUUGGAUAUCAUGCUUAUGGCAAAGCUGGAUGGUCUAGAAGAGCAAGAGUGGUGGUAGUUAGCUUGGACAAAACAGAGAGUGGCUGUUGGGAAGAUGUCAAAUCAGUUAAAACGUGGAAACGCCUUGAUGAUCAAAAUCUAACCGGUAUUGAUGGUCAGGUCUUAUGGAGCAAGAAUUUUAGAAGCAACCGCAGGAAAAAACAAGAUGGUGAAUCUUGAGAAUUUAUGGUGUUGCAGAAAAAUUUUAGUAUCAUGAAGGUGAUUUUGGAAUGUCUCAGUCUGUUUUAUACAUUUUUCUGUCAAAGGAACCUGUUCAUUACACGUCCUAUAAUCAGGAUGCAGCAAUACGAGGUAGCUUGGUCAAAAAUAAUAUGUAAAGGAAUGGAAGUUCACUGAUGUGGUGCAAUGAUUGCAUGCUAUGCGAUUGCUACUGUCCGUUCAAAACAAGAGAUGAUGCACCAUGAAAUAUGAAAGGCUUCUUUAAGAUGAUGCACCAUGAAUUUUGAGUAGAUUUCUGCUUGUGUUGUGUGGAUAUUUAUGCUACCUGAUAAUGAUAAUAAUACGUUUGCUAUAAAAUCACAAAGUUAUGGUACAAUGACAAUUAAUGUAUGCAA
Molecule: messenger RNA, 1705 nt
Organism: Vigna unguiculata (cowpea)
Lineage: Eukaryota; Viridiplantae; Streptophyta; Magnoliopsida; Fabales; Fabaceae
Product: putative inactive purple acid phosphatase 29
Cellular component (GO): cytoplasm
Molecular function (GO): hydrolase activity, acting on ester bonds
Source: RefSeq, a predicted model, not a curated record